AUGAGAGGACACCACUUCACUGGGCUGCAGAUCACGGCCACACACAAUGUGUCCAGCUUCUCCUCCAACACGGGGCGGAUGCCAAUAUACAGGAUACGAAUAAGAAGACACCACUUCACUGGGCUGCAGAGUGCGGCCACACACAAUGUGUCCAGUUUCUCUUCCAACACGGGGCGGAUACCAGAUAGGAGGACACCACUUCACUGGGCUGCCGGUAACGGCCGCACACAAUGUGUCCAGCUUAUCCUCGAACACGGGGCCGAUGCCAGUCUACAGGAUGAGGAUAGGAGGACACCACUUCACUGGGCUGCCGGUAACGGCCGCACACAAUGUGUCCAGCUUAUCCUCGAACACAGGGCCGAUGCCAGUCUACAGGAUGAGGGGGAGAGGACACCACUUCACUUGGCUGCAGAACAUGGCCACACACAAUGUGUCCAGCUUAUCCUCGAACACGGGGCCGAUGCCAGUCUACAGGAUGAGUUUUUCAUGAGGACGCCACUUCACUGCGCUGCCAGUAGAGGCCACACACAAUGUGUCCAGCUUCUCCUCCAACACGGGGCGGAUAGCAGUAAUCAGGAUAGGGGAAAAAAGACACCAAGAAUGUUGGCAGAAGAAAAAGAGCGCACUGCCAUAGUUGAACUGCUGAGGCGUUUUGAAAUACCAGACAUACAGGUGCACAUUCAAACCAGGACUUUGGAACACCUUGCUGAAAUAUUAGACCCUGAAGAAUAUAGCAGAUUUAACCUGACCAACUUAAACCCGAAGUGUCCUGACAUUUUUCAAUUCCAAAAAAUUCAAGGAGUAAAAGAUUGGAUUGCCAAGAACAAUCGUACCACUAUUAAAGAUAUAAGGGAUGGCCUAUUGGCUGCUAACCUUCCGCGACUGUCCAGUGCAGUAGCACAGUAUUAUGCUGAGAUGGUGACGAACAUUUCAAACAUGUCCCCCGAUGAAUUUGAGUCACUCUGUAGAACCCUGACCACUGCGAAGUCCAUGUGCCAGAACACACCAAGUUCAUCAACCCGUGGUCUGGACGAUACUAGUUUGCCUUUGGACCCAUACCGCCACGAUGUAUUCAUUGCAUACAGCGGUGAGGAUGAAGCCACCAUAGAACCAGUUCUGCACCAACUAAAGGAAUGUGGAAUCGAGUGUUUUUACGCCAAAGAAGACCUUGCACUUGGAACCUAUGUGAUUACUUCCAUUAUUGAGGCGGUCAAUUCAUCUAGGCAUACCAUCGUGUUCCUGUCCAAGAGUUUUAUCCAGAGUGAUUGGUGUCAGUUGGAGUUGCAGUAUAUCAUACAGAAUGCUAGAAAGUCUAAAGGGCAUGUCGUCAUUCCUGUUGUAAUGAACAUGGCGCCUGAGGAAAUCCCUGGGGAAUUAAGCAUUUGGAAAUAUAUUCUUUUCGACGAUGAAGAGCUCAUUCCGAUGUUUUUGGAAGCUAUAAAAGGACCAAGAGACACUCCGACGUAUGGUCAACUUCGACACGAGAACGAGGUUUUGCGAGACGAGAACGCUGAUUUACGAGAAAAGAACGAGAUUUUGCGAGAUGAGAAUGAAGUUUUACGAGACGAGGUCCGGCAUUUGACAACUAAACUUCGCCCACAAAUCCGAUAAGUGGAUGUCAGUCAAUGUGACGUGAUUUUUUUUGUAAUUGAGUCGUAUACGUCUCAAAUAAUCUUAAGAUUACACCAGGGUCUGGCAUACUUAAUUGUUUAUUGCUUGUUUUAUUAAUUGAAUUCAUUGCCCAAUCAUCUUGUGAAACUGCUCGGGUGGUGUAGUCUUCUUGUGGAUUGUGUUUUUAUUUCAAUGCGAGGCCUACUGAUCUUGUUUAUCUACUUAUAACUUUCUCAUACUCCACGUAACACGUGUCACACCGUAUUGUGCAUUAAUUCUUAUUUUUAUUCUAAAUUUUAGCCACUCAACCAAUGAUACAUGUUUGAUUAUAGAUUACUUUUUUACCAGAAAACGGGUUUAUUAGGUAUAGAUGUCAAUUCUCUUAACAAUUUAAAUCAGGAAUGGAGCAAUUGUUAAAAUCAUCAGGAAAUAUUGGUUCCCUCUCUUUAUAAAGGUCUAACACCCAAAAAGUGACAGUGUCGAACUUUUGUGAACUAGAUGUACUGGGACCACUCUGGGUUAAAUGUACAAAUGCAUGAUGUAAAUCGUUUAAUAAUAGGAUACAAUAAGUGAUCAAUACAGGCCUUAGAUGCUUUAUAUAUACACUGUAUAUACACAUGUAAGGAUUCCUUGGGAUUUUAAUAUGUCGAGCAAACACAAAAUGUUUAAUAUCAUUCCCAGAACGUUCUCAUGAUUUUUUUUCUCUUUUUUAUUUAUUUUUUAUAAAAACUUUAUAAAACGUUCUGUGUUGUCUGAGAAGCUUCAAUGUAAUAAAUAUGUUGCCAUUUUGACCAGGUUCACCACAGGCUUUGUCAAUUUAACCUGAACUAUUAGACUACACAUUUAUUAUGCUGUAAAUUCUACGCUUAAUGCUUAAAUAUCAACAAGGGUUUUGUUUGUGAUAUACGUAAUAAUGCUUAGUGUAGGAGUAGAACUUCCACUGAUUCUGCUGGGUAUCAUAGCUGUAAUUUCAUAAAGUGAAAUUUAAUUUAUUUAUUUAUUUAUUAUUUGCCGUACGUUUCCAUACCACUGUAUACUGGGUAUUGAAUGUAGAAAGCAAAUAUCUGUUUUCUCGUUUGUUUCUGUUCAGUUUUGUUGUCGGUGACAAAAAUUCAUAUUAUGUAAUUGUUUUCCAAAAAGGUUUAUGGUUUCAAAAGUUGUGCACUUACUGACUAGUAGAAAAAGCAAUGUAUUUUUAUAUAUCUUUCUUAUAUAUACAGGUAAUGCAUAUGUCCUGCUUUUUAAGGAUACGAUUCAUAUGCUAUAAACCAUUCCUUUUUUUAAUCGUAUAUGUGUUAUUUAUCUUAAUGUGAAAUGCUAUAGAUUUGCAAUAUAGUACGUUAUGACUCUUUAAACAUCAUGGUUCCAAACCAUAAAUGUGUUUAAUCGCGUAAGUUCUUUUUUAUCUUUAUGAGAUAAAUAUCUUUAUAAGCUUUAGAGUUACCAUCUUUACUGUAUAGUAUGUCAUAUCACUUAAUAUAUCAUGUUUCCAAACCAUAACUUAAAAUCCUUUUUAGUGGGUUUGUGAAAAGUGCGAUUUCUACUAAUGUACUGGUACAUGCAAUAUACGUGCAUGUAUGUUAUCACCCCGUAUCUCAAAUUCCACAAUGGUAUAUCCUAAAUUACAACUUGAAACCAUGGUCUAUUAUGUGCUUUAUGUAGUCCAAGUUAGUAAUUAAGUUGGUUGCGUUAUAUAUAUUGUUGUUGCUUUUGCUUCUUAGUGCUGAAAUAAAACGAAUCAGAAAAAUG
This is a messenger RNA of Lingula anatina, 3360 nucleotides long. RefSeq lists its product as uncharacterized. Gene Ontology annotation, cellular component: cytoplasm; plasma membrane. The record is from RefSeq and is a predicted model, not a curated record. Gene Ontology annotation, molecular function: Toll-like receptor 2 binding; Toll-like receptor 4 binding. Gene Ontology annotation, biological process: toll-like receptor 4 signaling pathway; positive regulation of tumor necrosis factor production; positive regulation of chemokine (C-X-C motif) ligand 2 production. Lineage: Eukaryota; Metazoa; Brachiopoda; Lingulata; Lingulida; Lingulidae.